CAGACAGAAAUGGCAAGGCAACUGCCGGCUUACCAUGAACUUAAUGAUCGGAGUUCACCCCGGCAAUUCGCGGUUACGGCAGUCGGCGGACUUGUGCCGCUGGUGUCUGUGACGUACCUGGGUUCGUCGUCCCACACUUCGACUGCCUAGCCCUACGCUCUUGCAUUCACUCCAUCCCCCACGCAUUUUGUGCAUACCCGACCAAAAUGUCCACGUCUCACUUCGCCGAUGAGCCGAGUCAGCUUCCCCUCGACUACCUCCGGGGACUUAUGUGCUUGAGCAAGGAUGUGUCGGUCGACGAGCAGUAUCGCGUUCUACACGUUCGCAACCCGGACCGAUCGAAGGUCGCGCUUAUCUCGGGCGGUGGGUCGGGUCAUGAGCCUGCACACGCCGGGUUCGUAGGCUCGAACUCGCUCACUGCGGCGGUCGGCGGCAACAUAUUCGCAUCUCCCAACACGGCGCAGGUUAGGCGCGCUCUCGACAUCGUCAAGAAUGACAAGGGGACCCUCGUCAUCGUGAAGCGGUAUACUGGCGAUGUUCUGCACUUCGGUAUGGCUGGCGAGAGCGCUCAGCAGAACGUCGAGUUCCUCAUCGUCGGCGAUGACGUUGCGGUGGGCAAAACCCAGGGGAAGAUUGUUGGUCGCCGUGGGUUGGCUGGCACGACACUUGUGUACAAGGUUGCAGGCCACCUUGCGGCGCAGGGCGCCGACCUUGCUGAGGUCAAACGGAUUGCGGAGCUCGUCGCCGAGAACUGCGGCACGAUUGGCUCGUCCUUCGCUCACUGUCACGUACCCGGGACUGCCAAGGGCGAGGCGACGCUUAAGGACGGCGAGAUUGAGAUCGGGAUGGGGAUCCACAACGAGCCGGGCGUUAGCAAGACCACGCAGACAAGCAAGGCCAAACUCGUCGAGCACAUGGUCGAGAUGAUCACAAGCACGAGCGACCCCGAGCGGUCGUUUGUUCCGUGGAAGGGUGGGGACAAGGCUGUUGUCAUGCUUAACAACCUCGGCGGCCUGAGUGAGCUUGAGCUUGUGGGGCUCGUUCCGCACGUUCUCGCUGCGUUGGACAAGCGGAAGAUCGAGGUUGUCCGCCUCUUCGUCGGCACGUUCAUGAGCUCUCUCGACAUGCCCGGCUUCAGCGUCACGGCGCUCCGUCUUCCUGAGACCGACGUCGACACUAUCCUUGCCGGCAUUGACGCUCCUUCCUCCGCGCCCGGUUGGCGCCCGGCCACCAAACCUGUGCUCAACCCAGAGCCCACACCAGCGUCUGCGGGCAAGACCGAAAAGGCAGAGUCGUCGGGUCUCACGGCCUCGGACGUGUUCAUCAAGGCCAUUCGCGCGGGCUGCGAGGAUGUUAUCGCCGCCGAGCCGGAUAUCACGCGGUACGAUGUGAUCGCAGGCGAUGGCGACUGCGGCCUCACGCUCAAGGCGGGCGGUGAGGCAAUUCUAGCAGCAAUCGACGCGGGCAAGAUCACGCCCAAGGACGUUGUCAACUCUAUCCGCGCUGUCUCUGAGAUUGUCGAGAACGACAUGGGUGGCACGUCCGGUGCGCUGUACGCUAUCUUCUUCUCGGCGCUCGCCAAGGCGCUCGCGUCCGCUCCCAAGGGCGAGGUGACGGCGGACACCUGGGCCAAGGCAUCCAAGUCUGCGUUGGAGGCGCUGAACGGCUACACACGUGCGCGUCCGCCCUCACGUACGCUUAUGGACCCGCUCGUCGCGUUCGUCGACGCUCUACCCAAGUCGGGGCUCGCAAAGGCGGCCGAGCAGGCAAAGGCUGCAGCUGAGGAGACCGCCAAUCUUCAGGCUGCCGCGGGCCGUGCCGCAUAUGUCGACCAGGACGCUCUCAAGAAGGAGGCUGUCCCCGAUCCGGGAGCCUGGGGUCUCGCCCUUCUCUUUAGCGGCUUUGCGCGCGCGGCGAGCUGGUGAACAGCGGGGAUGAAUGGCAAGUCUGUAGUGGAUCGGGUGAUGUACAGUUCCGUUCUUGGUAUGCC
Messenger RNA from Cutaneotrichosporon oleaginosum, 1990 nucleotides. RefSeq lists its product as uncharacterized. The record is from RefSeq and is a predicted model, not a curated record. Gene Ontology annotation, cellular component: cytosol. Gene Ontology annotation, molecular function: ATP binding; glycerone kinase activity. NCBI's taxonomy places the organism in Eukaryota, Fungi, Basidiomycota, Tremellomycetes, Trichosporonales, Trichosporonaceae. Gene Ontology annotation, biological process: glycerol catabolic process.